Lytechinus pictus (painted urchin) is the source of this 2399-nucleotide messenger RNA. RefSeq names its product alpha-amylase A-like. The record is from RefSeq and is a predicted model, not a curated record. Gene Ontology annotation, biological process: carbohydrate metabolic process. The coding region runs from base 98 to 2134 and encodes 678 amino acids. The transcript is spliced from 5 exons. Gene Ontology annotation, molecular function: cation binding; alpha-amylase activity. Lineage: Eukaryota; Metazoa; Echinodermata; Echinoidea; Temnopleuroida; Toxopneustidae.
GUAUCUCAAUCGAAUAUAUAAGUACAGCUGACUUCGGCACACCAUACCAAACGAGGUUGAAUUUCUUCCGAAGUCUGCUUCAGAUCUGCAAUAGAUCAUGAAACUACUUGCUAUCCUCUUAGCGCUCUUCGUUGGGGCGUCAGCCUGGAACCACGACCCCGGCUUCAAAGAUGGUAGAAACGUAAUCGUACAUCUCUUCGAAUGGCCUUGGAACGACAUUGCCGACGAAUGCGAAAGAUUUUUGGGUCCUUACGGAUUCGGAGGGGUGCAGAUCUCACCCCCUAAUGGGCACAUCAAUGGUGAUCAGUGGUGGACGCGAUACCAACCCGUUAAUUACUGGUUGAACAGCAGGAGUGGUAGUGAAAGCGAGUUCAAAUCGAUGGUGUGGCGCUGUAAUGCUGUAGGUGUCAAUAUAUAUGCCGAUGUCGUCAUUAACCAUAUGGCAGCCUGGAAUUAUGAAUUCGGGGAUGUCCCAUACUAUCCAGACCAUUUCAAUGUUCCCAAAGGAUACUGCCAUAGUUCGAAUGGCGAGAUCAAUGAUUAUGGAAACGUUGAAGAGGUGAGAAACUGUGACUUGGUAGGACUCAACGAUCUAAGUACCGGACAAGACUACGUUAGAGACAAAAUUGCUGGGUUCCUAAACUCAAUGAUUGACAUUGGAGUUGCUGGAUUUCGGGUUGAUGCCGCUAAACAUAUGUGGCCUGGAGAUCUUGAAAAUAUAUACAGUCGUCUCCACGGAAGUCCAUACAUCUACCAAGAGGUGAUUGAUCAAGGAGGCGAACCCAUUACGGCUGGUGAAUAUACCGGUUUGGGUGCUGUCACUGAGUUCAAACACUGCUUCAAAAUUUCUGAUCUUGGCUCCUGCAAUAAUGCUUUAUGUCACUACAUAAACUUUGGGCAGGACUGGGGUAUGCUGUCUUCGGACAGAGCUCUGGUUUUCGUCGAUAACCACGAUAACCAACGUGGCCACGGAGGUGGCGGAGGGGUGGUAACCUUCCACCAGCCUGCAAAUUACAAGAGAGCUGUGGCUUUUAUGCUGGCAUGGAACUACGGAACCAAGAGGAUUAUGAGCAGCUAUAGCUUCGACAAUACUGACCAAGGCCCACCAGGAAACGGUCCUAUCAUCAAUGGAUGGGGAACUUGUGAUGGUGGAUGGGUGUGUGAACACCGCUGGCGUCAGAUCCGCAACAUGGUAGGCUUCAGCAGGCAGGCUGGAUGGGAACCUGUCUCAAACUGGUGGGACAAUGGCAACAACCAGAUUUCUUUUUCCAGAGGCAACAAGGCCUUCUUCGCAAUGACAUGCGAAGGCCAGAUAUCGAGGGACUUUACUACAGGGCUUCCUGAUGGGAAUUAUUGCGACGUGAUAAGCGGCGAUCCUACCGAUACCGGAUGCACGGGAACGACCGUUUCGGUGAGUGGUGGUAAUGCCUACAUCACAGUACCUUCGGGAGAAGAUUCUAUGGUAGCCAUUCAUGUGGGUGCCAUGUCAGGUGGUGGCAACGGAGGUGGUGGCGGUAACCCAACCUCAAAUCCGCCCGGGCCCGACCCUACGUCACCAUCAGGCACUUCCCGCACCGUUAUCUUCAUCUACAAGCAAACCACGACUGGCCAAGAUAUGUUUGUUCUGGGUGGAAUUGAUCAUAACAGGCGUUCAGGCUGCACUGGAGAUGCUGAUACCAGCAACUGUGCCAUUCCAAUCAUCCACAGAACCGGAGGAACAAACACUAAUUUGAAUAACCAAAGAAUAGGUGAUGACUACCUUGACUGGUACGGUUGUGAGAGCGACCAAGGUUACGGCGCCGUGGGUUCCCCGAUGGUCUGGACCACCAACAAUCCUAGUAACGGAAAUACAGUCACAGACCAAGGCGUCGGAUACUUCGAUCUUAACCAGUGGGGUGAUCACUAUUGGAUGCUUGAUGUCGACAUGGACUGCAGUCAGACGGAGGGUGGAUGGUUUGAGGUGAAAGGUUUUGUCAAUGGUGGCGAAGGGUUUGAGGGUGACCUGGCUUGCGAUUCGUGCUCUGGGAAUGGAGGAGGAACACCACCUUACAGCUCUGGCAAUCACUUCGCUCGCUGUGGCUACAUUAACAAGUUUGCCUUCAACAGCAACGAAUGCGAAAUCAACUCCUUCUAAACAACCGCAUCUGGCCAAAAUAUGACUGUAUCGAAUUUACAUCAAUAUAAUCCCGUCUUAACAUAACGUGACCUUCGUCCUUACAAACAUACAUCCGAACUCUAAUAUACGCUUACGAUUAUUGAUGGAAUUAUGUGCGCGCAAUGAUGGUAACAUCACGGUAGCAGAAAUACAUCCACGAAAACAUAAAUUGCAUGACGCGACGUAUAUAUUGGCCUAUGUCCGCAAAUAUACAGAUUAAAAAAUAAACUUGGUCGGAAAUGAA